AUGACUCUGACGAUUCCUCUCCGACGCCAAUCGGCAGCCUCAGCAGCGGCCUGGGCCGUGGCCGUCCCACGCGUCCGAUGGCGACGGUGCUUUGCGUCGAGCUUGGCCGACCGGACGCCGCAGAAGACCCCGUCGUCGAGGACGGAUGCCCUGGCUGUGCCGAAUCCAGAUCCCGCUCCCGACUCGGCCAGCGCCGCGCUCGUCGACCAACACGCACCCUACAUGGUCGCCACCUACGCCCGCCCACCCCCCGUCUUCGUUCGGGGCUCGGGCUCGUGGCUGUGGGACGUGGAGAAUAGAAAGUACCUAGACUUUACCGCCGGCAUCGCCGUGACGUCCCUCGGCCACUGUGACGCCGAGUUUACCCGCAUCAUGGCUGAUCAGGCCAAGACGCUUGUGCACGCCUCCAACCUCUACUAUAACCCCUGGACCGGCGCCCUGUCGAAGCUUCUCGUCGAAAAGACGGUCGAGUCGGGCGCCAUGCACGACGCCAGCUCCGUAUUCGUCUGCAACUCGGGCUCCGAGGCGAACGAGGCGGCCAUCAAGUUCGCCAGGAAGGUCGGCAAGGUCGUCGACCCCUCUGGUAACAAGACCGAAAUCGUCAGCUUCAACAACGCCUUCCACGGCCGCACCAUGGGCAGCCUCUCGGCCACGCAUAACCCAAAGUACCAGAAGCCCUUCUCACCCAUGGUCCCUGGCUUCCGCAUGGCGUCCUUCAACGACAUCGCCGCCAUCAAAGACGCCGUCACCGAGAGCACUUGCGGCGUCAUCGUCGAGCCUAUCCAGGGCGAGGGUGGUGUCCAGGCCGCGACCGACGACUUCCUCGUCGCCCUGGCGAAAAGAUGCCGCCAUGUCGGCGCCGUCUUGAUUUAUGACGAGAUCCAGUGCGGCCUCUCGCGGACCGGUACAUUCUGGGCCCACGGCCACCUGCCUCGGGAGGCCCACCCUGACGUGCUCACCACGGCCAAGGCGCUCGGAAACGGCUUUCCCGUCGGCGCUGUCCUCGUCAACAAGCACGUCGGCGACAAGAUCAAGGUCGGCGAUCACGGCACCACCUUUGGUGGCAACCCCCUGGCAUCCCGCCUCGCUCACUACAUGGUCACGCGCCUGUCGGACCCUGAGCUUCAACAGCAGGUCCUCGCCAAGUCGGCCAUCUUCGGCGACCGCUUCGACAAGUUGCGCGUGCGCUUCCCUCAACUCGUCGCCGAAGCACGUGGCCGCGGUCUCAUCCUCGGCCUGCAGCUCACCGAGGAUCCCACACCGAUCGUGAAGGCUGCCCGCGAGCGGGGCCUGCUCGUUAUAACCGCUGGCACCAAUACUCUGCGAUUCGUCCCAAGUCUAUUGGUGACCGAAGAUGAGAUCCACGAGGGCCUUGAUAUCCUGGAGGAGGCCAUUGCUGUCACAAGGCAGUAA
Drechmeria coniospora is the source of this 1413-nucleotide messenger RNA. Its product is annotated as acetylornithine aminotransferase. The record is from RefSeq and is a predicted model, not a curated record. The transcript is spliced from 2 exons. Gene Ontology annotation, biological process: arginine metabolic process. Bases 1 to 1413 code for a protein of 470 amino acids. NCBI's taxonomy places the organism in Eukaryota, Fungi, Ascomycota, Sordariomycetes, Hypocreales, Ophiocordycipitaceae. Gene Ontology annotation, cellular component: mitochondrial matrix. Gene Ontology annotation, molecular function: pyridoxal phosphate binding; identical protein binding; transaminase activity.